Drosophila serrata is the source of this 792-nucleotide messenger RNA. RefSeq lists its product as uncharacterized. The record is from RefSeq and is a predicted model, not a curated record. Gene Ontology annotation, biological process: regulation of microtubule polymerization or depolymerization. NCBI's taxonomy places the organism in Eukaryota, Metazoa, Arthropoda, Insecta, Diptera, Drosophilidae.
CUGUAAAGAUAGAACCCUUGGUAAACUCUGCCAGCUUAGGGUUUGUUUUAUUUCGUUUAACCUUUCGGUCUGGAGUCAAAAUUGUUGCAAAAACUUUUUGUUUUAUGUUUUGCAAAUUAUGAGUUUCCCUAAGAACUUGGAGAAGGCAGCCAAUGGCCGAUCUCCCGUGGCCUUCUAUCAGUAUAUUGCGGAUCCUGGCAACGAGGAGCAACCCAGUCUUUUGCGAAUCAAGCAACACCAACGACCACCGCCCAAGGAGCUGAAGCAGCAAUUGGAUCAGCGCCAGAAGGCGGUGGAAGAGAGACGCGGCUUGUUGCAGGAGGAGAAGGUCCAAAAGCUAUCCGUCCGGCUGGCCCGAGUGGCACUAAUCACGGAUCGCCACCAACGACAGACGACGAGCAGCUGGAAAGAUGCCCAGAAGACCUUUACCCGCGACAUGGACGAGCAUGUGCGUCGGCGCACGGAGCAGAUCUCGUUGCGUCUGAGAGACCUCACCAGUCACAAUAUGGCGGUGCGGGAGCGAAGGGAUGCGGUCAUGCGGGAAAGGUAUCUCCAAAAACUGGAUCGCAUUUACGAGUCCAGAAAUCCCAAAACGAUUUCAAGAGUUUUUCGAAGCACUUAGUUUGGAAAAGCCAAAUUUUAAACUAUUCUAAAUGUAAAAUCAAUCUUUUGGUAGCAAAAUUUAAAGUAAUCUAAAUUAAAGAAAAAUCUUUUGUUUGCUACAAGAAAUUAUACAAAACAGGGACCAUGGCGAAUAAAAAUAUGCUUACAAAAAUGUUUAAAGAUCAUAAA